Messenger RNA from Ceutorhynchus assimilis (cabbage seed weevil), 2694 nucleotides. The record is from the annotation of a GenBank genome assembly. Lineage: Eukaryota; Metazoa; Arthropoda; Insecta; Coleoptera; Curculionidae.
AAAGUCAUAACAAAAAAAAUAUAUAAACAUAAACAAAAAUGUAUAAUUUGUUGAUUAUUUACUUAUUUAUUUAUUUAUAAAUUUUAAUUAAUAUUUAAUUAAAAACUAUUUUAUAUAUAUAAUGGAUAAUUUGUUAGAAUGUAGGACUUGCUUAGGAAUGAUUCCUAGGAAUGAGACAGUACAUGUUGAAACGGAAAUUAUGGAGGAAAAAAGUGUUUUACAAGCCAUAAAAGAUAUCGCAUCCCUUGAGGUAACUGAAACCGACACUUUUCCCAAUCAGAUCUGCCAGAUAUGCUAUCAAACCCUAGAAUCAGCACUCGUUUUUCGUAUACAAAUAAUAACUUCAAACAUAGAACUUGGAAAAAGAAACCAGAUUGGAGUUUUUAAUGAUUCCGAAAUAAUCAUUAAAGAAUCUAAAGAAAUUAUUGUAAAUAAUGGCAACACGAAUCACAUACCAGAUCUUGAUUCAGAAGUAAAGGAUGAAAGUGAAAAAAUAAUAAACAAUGUUGACAAAAGUGAAGAGAGUGGAAGUGAUUGGAAUAUUAAUAAUGAUGAUGAUAUUUCAUCAGAUGAAAAUGACAAACCAAAACGCAGAAAAAGAAAAUCUUUUAGACAAUCAAUUAAAGAAGAAUCUGAAUCUGAUACUUCAACGUCUAGCGAUAGCGAUUCGGAUAUUCCUUUAGACGAGUUACGGAAAGAAAUGAAAUCGGAAUCAAAAGCGGGGAAAAAGUAUGAAAAACCUGACAACGCCGAUGGUCCUAGGCUGUGUCCAAUUUGCGGUAAACUAUUCAAGGCACGACAAAACUUUAACUCACACAUGACGACGGUGCACAGGAAGAAACUGAAAAAACCGGACAAGAUGAGCUUUUUAUGUCCGGAUUGCGGCCGGGUGAUUUCAGGCACUCGACAAAAUUUCGUAGCGCACAGAAGAUAUCACCAUUCAGAUAAAGCCCAAGUUAAAAAGCGAUUCACCUGCGACAUUUGCCCCAAGAAGUUUUACAUGGAAAAAAAUUUAAUAAUCCAUCAAAGAAUCCACAAAGGCGAAAAAGGCUACAUUUGCGAAAUUUGCCCGGAUAAAUCCUACACACAAAUAGGAGGUUUAAUAUUGCACAUGCGUAAAGUGCACUUGAAAAAGCCCACGUGCACGUGUAAUUACUGCGGCAAGCAAUUUUACGAAAAACAUUAUUUGGAAACUCAUAUCAGACAGUGGCAUACGGGCGAAAGACCGUUUUCCUGUGAAAUUUGCGGCAAAGCCUUCAGUUGUAAUGGCACUUUGUUGAGGCAUAGGAAAGAUAGUCACGGUGAGAAACGUCCCUGUCCCAAGUGUGGAAAAAUGUACACCGAAGGUGAACUUAGGAAACAUUUGAAAAGGCAUAAAAUUCGCGAGGAGGGCAUUAAAAGGAAAAAGUACACUUGCGAAUAUUGCGGUACCGAAAUGAAUUUUACUUCUAGGAAGAGGCAUUUGUUGAAGCAACACGGAAUCAUGUUGAGAGGUCGUGGAGAGACUGCCGAACGAGUGCCAAUUUCACGCGCUGAUGCAAUGUGAAGAUUCAAUUUUUUAAAAGUCUGAUCAAUUACAUAUUGUGCAUUUUUGAAGCUUUCAGUAUAUUUUUAAGUAUUUUAUCUUUAUCGUAGCCUAAUAGAAACAAAGAAGGAGGCACAAUUCACAUUGAAAAUAGGCCCUCGUAAAUUUCAACCAAAUUUUAAUAUUUUAAUGGUAUCAUCAUUGCAAGAAAACAUUUGAAAUGUAAAGAGGAUCGUAUGUCUGUGAUAGCAGAUAUAGCUCAUCAAAGUACGUAGGUCCUGCUAUGCUAUGCAUAGGAAAUAUCCAAGGAAAUAUCGCUACGUAGAUUUUCUUGGAUAUCUCGAAAAAUACUAAUCUAGUUAGGGAGACGACCGCAUUUUUCCUACCCCGAUCGAGUUAUGCGUCGACACUAUUAUCAAUAUAUAGUAUUAUGUGCAUCUAUUAACCAGUAUUCCUGCCUGAGAGCAAAUGCUGCCGAAAAUAUCUUUUAACAAAUUAUUAACAAAUUGAAAAAAACGUAACACUACCCCCAUCGAGUUAUGCCCUAAGUCGAUCCUGCCUCGUGAGAACUUGCCGGAAGAGGCCGUCCUGCCACCGUUUUCGGGCAAGUUCUCACGAGGCAGGAUCGACUUUUUGGAUAGGGGGCAUCGAGACCUUCAAUCUGAUACCCUACUUAGGGCAUAACUCGAUGGGGGUAGUGUUACGUUUUUUUCAAUUUGUUAAUAAUUUGUUAAAAGAUAUUUCCGGCAGCAUUUGCUCUCAGGCAGGAAUACUGGUUAAUAGAUGCACAUAAUACUAUAUAUUGAUAAUAGUGUCGACACAUAACUCGAUCGGGGUAGGAAAAAUGCGGUCGUCUCCCAGACUAAUCCUAUUUUGACCUUUUUGGAGUUUGAUACCUGCAAAAGGACCCCAAAAACUUCAAAAUCGGAUUAGUAUUUUUCCAGAUAUUUAAGAAAAUCUACGUAGGCAUAUUUCCUCGGAUAUUUCCUAUCCAUAGCAUAGCAGGACCUACGUACUUUGAUGAGAUGUAUCUGCUAUCACAGACAUGAUCCUCUUUACAUUUUAAAUUUGUUUUUGCAAUGAUAUUAGAAUUUGGUUGAAAUUUACGGGGGCCUAUUUUCAAUGGUAAUUGUGCCUCCUUCUUUAUACACUAUUUAUUAUUUAUUUUU